GAAAACAUUCCUCUUUUAACUUCAACCCAUAAACAUGCGUGAGUGUAUCUCCAUCCACGUCGGUCAAGCCGGUGUCCAGAUCGGCAAUGCCUGCUGGGAACUUUACUGUCUUGAGCACGGCAUUCAGCCGGACGGACAGAUGCCCAGCGACAAGACCAUCGGAGGAGGAGACGACUCCUUCAACACCUUCUUCAGUGAGACAGGAGCUGGAAAACACGUCCCUAGGGCUGUGUUUGUGGAUCUGGAGCCCACUGUCAUUGAUGAGGUACGCACUGGGACUUACCGCCAGCUAUUCCACCCUGAGCAGCUGAUCACUGGGAAGGAGGAUGCAGCUAACAACUACGCUCGUGGCCAUUACACCAUUGGCAAAGAAAUCAUCGAUCUGGUUCUGGACAGGAUCCGCAAACUGGCUGACCAGUGCACCGGCCUCCAAGGGUUCCUUGUCUUCCACAGCUUCGGAGGUGGCACCGGCUCUGGUUUCACCUCCUUGCUGAUGGAGCGUCUGUCCGUUGAUUACGGCAAGAAGUCCAAGCUUGAGUUCUCCAUUUACCCAGCCCCACAGGUGUCUACUGCCGUAGUAGAACCCUACAACUCCAUCCUGACCACCCACACCACCUUGGAGCACUCUGACUGUGCUUUCAUGGUGGACAAUGAGGCCAUCUAUGAUAUCUGCCGUAGGAACCUCGAUAUUGAGCGUCCUACUUACACCAACCUUAACAGGUUGAUUAGUCAGAUCGUGUCCUCCAUAACUGCCUCCCUCCGAUUCGAUGGUGCCCUGAAUGUUGAUCUGACAGAGUUCCAGACCAACUUGGUGCCCUACCCUCGUAUUCACUUCCCCCUGGCCACAUACGCGCCAGUGAUCUCUGCUGAGAAAGCUUACCAUGAGCAGCUCUCUGUUGCUGAGAUCACCAACGCUUGCUUUGAGCCAGCCAAUCAGAUGGUCAAAUGCGACCCUCGUCACGGCAAGUACAUGGCCUGCUGCCUGCUGUACCGUGGCGACGUCGUGCCCAAAGAUGUGAAUGCUGCCAUCGCCACCAUCAAGACCAAGCGCACCAUCCAGUUUGUGGAUUGGUGUCCCACUGGUUUCAAGGUUGGCAUCAACUACCAGCCUCCCACUGUGGUUCCUGGUGGUGACCUUGCCAAGGUCCAGAGGGCAGUGUGCAUGCUCAGUAACACCACUGCUAUUGCUGAGGCCUGGGCCAGGCUGGAUCACAAGUUUGACCUGAUGUAUGCCAAGCGUGCCUUUGUGCACUGGUAUGUGGGUGAGGGUAUGGAGGAGGGAGAGUUCUCUGAGGCCAGAGAGGACAUGGCCGCCCUGGAGAAAGAUUAUGAGGAAGUUGGUGUUGAUUCUAUUGAGGGAGAGGGUGAAGAGGAAGGAGAGGAGUAUUAAAAAGUGAAGUGAUACUUUUCUGUGAAGUUGGUCACUUGCAUGCUUAUCACUGGUCAGGAGUUAACAUGGCUCUGUGUUCCUCUGUAGCGUAGAAGAAGUCCUUGUGGUCAUUCACCAUUGGUAUAUUUAUGUUUGUUGGUACUGAAAACUGGUCCUCUGCUGUGAUGUGGUCGUGCUCAUGGAAAAUAUGAUGGGAGUAGACACAUUUUUUUUCUCUUUGUUUUUCUCCAUGUAACAUUCUACACUUAGCUGUCUGUCAUCUUCUGACUGUGAUAUGCAAUAAAUUAUUGAGGGAAA
Messenger RNA from Chanos chanos (milkfish), 1687 nucleotides. RefSeq names its product tubulin alpha-1B chain. Lineage: Eukaryota; Metazoa; Chordata; Actinopteri; Gonorynchiformes; Chanidae. The record is from RefSeq and is a predicted model, not a curated record. Gene Ontology annotation, cellular component: microtubule. Gene Ontology annotation, molecular function: structural constituent of cytoskeleton; GTP binding. Gene Ontology annotation, biological process: microtubule-based process. Bases 35 to 1390 code for a protein of 451 amino acids. The transcript has 4 exons.